AUGGGCUAUGAUGUUUUUGUCUUCAGGCGACCAGCUUUUUUGCUCUGCCGAAGUGACUUAGUUGCAGAGAUUAUCAGCAGCCAUCAACUGGAGAUUAUUACUCUUGCUAAUUUGUCCACUUUGAGGGUAAUUGGUGAGAAUGAUGCUGCUCCAGGUGGAUGUGCGGUAUCUGUUGUGAAUGAAAACCUUUCUGUUUAUCUGGAACUUCAAGGAACUCUUUCUCCUGAAGCAGAACUUGAAAAGAUCAGGAAGAAGAUGGAUGAGAUUCGAAAAGAAAAGGUUCCUCCCCACAUUCAUCAAGAGAAUGUUGCGAAGCUAAGCUCCCUCAUGCAGGAGGUUUUGUCUCUCGAAGAAGCAGGCCAGCACAUUGAAGCUCAAGCGUCAGAGAAAUGA
Molecule: messenger RNA, 393 nt
Organism: Alnus glutinosa
Lineage: Eukaryota; Viridiplantae; Streptophyta; Magnoliopsida; Fagales; Betulaceae
Product: valine--tRNA ligase, mitochondrial 1-like
Exons: 4
Coding region: 1-393 (130 amino acids)
Biological process (GO): valyl-tRNA aminoacylation
Cellular component (GO): cytosol
Molecular function (GO): ATP binding; valine-tRNA ligase activity
Source: RefSeq, a predicted model, not a curated record